Plectropomus leopardus (leopard coralgrouper) is the source of this 1417-nucleotide messenger RNA. It is a transcript of the gene miip, whose product is annotated as migration and invasion inhibitory protein. Gene Ontology annotation, biological process: negative regulation of cell migration; negative regulation of G2/M transition of mitotic cell cycle. The record is from RefSeq and is a predicted model, not a curated record. Lineage: Eukaryota; Metazoa; Chordata; Actinopteri; Perciformes; Serranidae.
UGUCAUGGAGCUCAUGGUUCAAAUCACAAAGGAGACUGAAACUUUCGCUGCUCUCUCCGAGUUCAAUAAACGUGAAUUUAUCUUGGUAUAGAUGUAAAAAAAUGUCAUCCGCGGGUCGAUUGGAAAUUUUACGGGAGCAAAACAAAGAUUUGUUGAAGCAGUUGAAGCAGCAGAGAGAGAAACUGGAGCGGCUGAGCGGGUACAGGCAGAGCCGAAAGAGGGACAGAGAGGACGGGCCUGAGCAGAGCAGAGAGCCGGCAGAGAUCGUCACCCUGACCGGUGGAGACCGCGGUCCUGCCCGGGCCGCCCUCGCCAAACCUACCGUGAGAUUUUCGGACAUCCAGGGAACUACUCCAGCACCACCUGUGACCUCCAGAUACAGAAGAGGGACUACUAAACAUACAACACCAUCAGACAGACAUCCUCUCGUCCACAGCAGGCUGCAGGACACGAGGCCAGCCAGCACCAAGUCCUGUCUAGUAAAUCACAAAGAACAGGGGAAGGUGUGGAGUCGAGUCACAUGUCAGUCUGGUGAAAGCGAAGCAAUGUCUGCCUCAAACAGGCAUCAUGUGCAGCCUUUACUCGGGUACGACUGGAUAGCAGGCGUCCUGGAUGCUGAGGACUCCUUGAUAGAGCGCUCUGACGAGUACUUCAAUGACCUGCGCACGUUUCGAUCACUCAAUAGAGACGAGUGUGUCCACAGCACGCAAGCAGAAUUUUCUGAGGAGAACCACUCAGUCCUGCCGCCGCUAACAGACAGGGACGGUCCAGAGGCUAACGUGGACACUCAUCACUGUACGUUCUCUUACAGGAUUAACAGCAGACUUUUCCCCGUCCCGCUCCACUCUCAGGAGAGCUGCCCGGUGUGCAAAAAGCACAAAUCCUCCCACCCUCACACUACUGCUGAGCCAGCUCUCGUCAGGGUCAGCAUUCCUCGCUCCACCCUCCUGCCACCCUACAAGUACAAAGCUCAUCGGCGCUGCAGUUUCGACCCUUCCGAUAGUUUGGGGUUACCAUCGCACUGUCUCUCAGGCUGGUCGAACACAGGUCAGAGCACGCUGCCGCCACCCAGCAGCCUCGAUCUGCGGAGCAGUCUGAGAACGAAGAGCUCCACCGAGUCACAGGACAAAGACCUGGAGGAUCUCUCUACACACAAAGUGUCCAGUAACCAGAUCUCAGAUGUUUCUCGCUUGGCCCGUCACAACUUCCAACACUUCUCCUCCAAAAGAAAGUUAGGAAGCACAUUUUACCCUUUGCACUGACAAACAAUCAGUCUACUUUCAAGCGAUUAAAGCAGUUCCUGUAAUGCAUUUGGCACCACCCAAAAUGAUUUCCUAUUUUGGCUCACUUUAAGUCUCUGUGUGGUAUUGUUUUUGUAACUGUUUCAUUUCAAUAAUGCUUUUCUGUAAUAUUUCAU